CAGAGACUAGAGACCUAAGGCAAGCAGAAGCUUCUCAAUGUAAAAGCCACUUGUGUUAAUGAUAUCAUGCAAGUUCUAUGAUCUCUAUUAAAUAUUUCAAGUCAAUUGAGUUUCUCUAAUUUUUUGGCAUGAAGUUGAUUCUAAUGGACAUAUAUAUUUCAAGUCAAUCGAUUUCUCCAUGCAAAAUUGGUAGUCUGUUACAAGCCUAUGGUUCUCGGCAAUUUGAGAUUAAGAUAGGAGAAAUUUGGGAUUUUGUUCUGUUUUGUUUUUUGUUUUACGUUUUGGGUUUCAUCAUUUAUGGUUAUGUAUUUGGGUUUAGUCGUUCUGUGCAGGUAUGGUUUUCUUCACAAGGUGUUCGACAAAAUGCCCCAACGCCCCUGCAUCAUUGAGCUGAUUAGUUUUUCUAGAACAAAGUUUCAGGUUCGGUCUUUAAAUUAUGGAGGAUGCUUUUCUUGCCUUUGCUUGCAUAGCACACCUCACACUCAUUAUAACAGAGGAUACAACAACAAACCAUGCUGUAUUAUGCAAUGGUCCCCUUAUAAGAAGAAGUUAGAGGAUGAAAGCUCCUGUGGCAGAUACUACAAUCUACAAGUUAAAAAACUGAAGAAAGAACCAUGCAUAUUGAGUCAUCUCUUUUGGUUUUGGCUCUUGUUUGAUUUUGGUACCGAAUAUAAUUCUCAUCAGUAUUGUAGUGUCUAUGAUUGUUUACCAAUUUAUAUAUUCGUUUGCUUUUUCGCGAAAAUCCAUUUGUGAAAUGGACCUAAAACAUUUUAUCAAUUUUUUUUAUAACCGAGAAUGAUACUAUACAAGCUUGAGCUCUGGAUAUUCCAAUAUGAGUCUAAACUCGAGCAGUCAGGCCCGUGCGUCCAGAAAUUUCUCAUAUGACGACAAAUUAAGUUGGGCAAAAACUCAGAAAGGGUAUUGCUUCACAUGGGAUUUGAACUCACUCAGGUUAUCAACCCUUAUGAUACUAUUUGGCCAAGGAUAAUCUCUAUAAGUAGCAACAUCAAGCUGCAGAUUCAAGCUACAGAAAACUUGAGACUCCCUAAAACUUCUUUCUUUGAGAGCUAGAAAGAAAGAAAAAACCUAAGGCUAGCUAUGGCUUCCUCUAGACCGAGCGAGAUUCUAUUUCUUGAUUUAUCAAAUGAAGAUUUGAAGCCUGGUACUAGUACAUGGAUUGCUGCAUGUAAAGAUAUCCGUCGUGCAUUCGAAGAGUGUGGUUGUUUUGUAGCAGUUUAUGAUAAAGUUCCUCUAGAAUUUAACAAUGAUGUAUAUGCAUCAGUCGAUGAGCUCUACAAUCUCCCACCGGAAAUUAGAACCCAAAACACCAGUAAUAAGCCCUACCAUGAGUACUUUGGACAAUAUACCACUAUGCCUCUAUAUGAGUCCAUUGCUAUUGAAAACCCAUCUCUUGAUUGCGGUAAUAACAAUUUUGUAGAUCUCAUGUGGCCCGCUGGAAAUGAUCGUUUCAGGACUAGUGUCCAUUCGUUUGCGAAACUAGUAGUGGAAUUGGAUCAACAGGUGAUGAGAAUGAUCUUGGAAAGUUAUGGUAUAGAGAAGUACUAUGACUCUCACCUUGAAUCAUCUGAAUACCUGCUGAGGUUCUUUAAAUACAGAAUUCCAGAGAUGAAUGAGACUGAUGUUGGUAUACCGGCUCACACGGACAAGAACAUGGUGUCCAUAAUUCAUCAGAAUCAUGUUGGUGGACUCCAGGUUAAGAACAAGGAUGGAAAAUGGGUUGAUUUAGAGCUCUCCCCGUCGUCUUUUGUGUUCAUGGCAGCUGAAGCGAUACGGGCAUGGAGUAAUGACAGAAUAAAGCCUUGUGAACAUCAAGUCAUUAUGAAAUCAAAGGAAACCAGAUACUCCAUUGGACUAUUUUCGUUUAACCGCGGAAUUACCAGCGUACCAGAGGAACUUAUCGAUGAUUUACAUCCUUUACAAUUCAAGCCAUUCAAUAUGUACGACUACCUUCGUUUCCAUAAAUCAGAUGAGGGAAAGAGAGUGAAUGGCUCCAUCAAGGCAUUCUGUGGUGUUUGAGUCUUUGAGACCCCCCUAGUUUCCCUAUGAACACACUGGUGGGUUCUUUCUGGUUGUACAUACAUGUUUUCUUCAGCAUGUAUUUAUUGUUGGGGUUUCUUUAUUUCUUCAAGAAACAAAAAAUGUAAAAUAAAGAUGUAUAUUUGUUGUAUGUAUGUCUGAGAGUGUGAACGAUUUACGCCAUAGUUUGUGCAAAAACUCUUGUAAAAUAUUGAUCUCCAUGAAUUACUAGC
Molecule: messenger RNA, 2270 nt
Organism: Tripterygium wilfordii
Lineage: Eukaryota; Viridiplantae; Streptophyta; Magnoliopsida; Celastrales; Celastraceae
Product: probable 2-oxoglutarate-dependent dioxygenase AOP1
Exons: 3
Coding region: 1099-2037 (312 amino acids)
Molecular function (GO): dioxygenase activity
Source: RefSeq, a predicted model, not a curated record